Messenger RNA from Anopheles marshallii, 1218 nucleotides. RefSeq names its product sphingosine-1-phosphate phosphatase 1-like. Lineage: Eukaryota; Metazoa; Arthropoda; Insecta; Diptera; Culicidae. The record is from RefSeq and is a predicted model, not a curated record. The transcript is spliced from 4 exons. Gene Ontology annotation, biological process: sphingosine metabolic process; phospholipid dephosphorylation. The coding region runs from base 1 to 1218 and encodes 405 amino acids. Gene Ontology annotation, molecular function: sphingosine-1-phosphate phosphatase activity. Gene Ontology annotation, cellular component: endoplasmic reticulum membrane.
AUGCAUCCGACCCUUGAGUAUCUCAAAAGCCCGGAGCUGGUUGUAAAAGUACAGGAAUAUUUCGGCAUCGAGUACCAGAAAAGUGAUCCCUUAUCCAAAACCACCAAGAUAACCGGCACACAGAACGGUACGGCCAAUGGUAAAGGUGUGCCGAGCAAUGGGUACAGCACCGUGAAUCAUGCGGAUGGGAAGAAGAUCGAUGAUAAUGAUAAUGCUUAUCGGGUGACGAAUUACUUCUGGUACGUGCUGUUCAUCGUUGGCACCGAGCUGGGCGAUGAGAUAUUCUACGCCACGUUUAUCCCGUUCUGGUUCUGGAACAUUGACAGCGCCGUUGGUCGCAGGGUCGUUAUGGUAUGGUCAGCGAUUAUGUACGUAGGACAAAGCCUUAAGGAUAUUAUUCGAUGGCCCCGACCAUCCUAUCCAGCUGCCCGGUUGCAGAAAAAAUGGGGACUCGAGUACGGAAUGCCGUCCACGCACGCGAUGGUCUCGGUCGCGAUACCUUUUUCCGUGCUGAUUUAUACGUACGAUCGGUAUAUCUACUCUAUGCCAGUUGGAUUGGCAAUAGCGUGCGUGUGGUGUGCCGUCAUAUGCGUCAGCCGUGUUUAUCUGGGAAUGCACAGUGUGCUGGACAUUAUUGCGGGACUGGUACUAGUCGUUUUGUUAAUGAUCCCACUGAUCCCUAUCGUAGAUCGAUUGGAUCUUAUUAUCGUCACCUCGCGCUGGUCGCCAAUAUUCGUAUUUACCAUAUCAAUUCUACUGAUUGUGUAUUACCCCGACUCUGGCAAAUGGACACCAACGCGAGGCGAUACCGCCCUCACGGUUAGUGUUUGCGCUGGGAUAGAAAUUGGCGCCUGGCUCCACUUCCAUUUGGAUGAAUUUCAACAACCCGCACAACCACCACCGUACGAAAUCAUUUGGCCUUCCUAUAGCAUGUUCGGUUUGCUACUGCUGCGGACCGUUCUGGGUCUUUGCUGCAUCGUAGCAUCGCGCGCAUUCGCAAAGUCUAUCUCGUAUGCGUUCGUUUGCUUCAUACUCGGGCGGGACAAAAACGAACUGCGCCGGUCGGAAAAUACGCUCGAAAACAAGAACAAAAUCAUUGUCGAGCUGUCGUACAAACUGUUCACGUACGGUGUGAUUGGGUUCAACACACAGUACUUGCUGCCGAGCGUGUUCAAACUGCUCAACAUUGGUCGACCGGAUUUCUACACGGAAAUCUAA